This is a messenger RNA of Impatiens glandulifera, 918 nucleotides long. RefSeq names its product probable xyloglucan endotransglucosylase/hydrolase protein 26. The transcript has 3 exons. Gene Ontology annotation, molecular function: xyloglucan:xyloglucosyl transferase activity; hydrolase activity, hydrolyzing O-glycosyl compounds. Gene Ontology annotation, biological process: xyloglucan metabolic process; cell wall biogenesis. The coding region runs from base 28 to 918 and encodes 296 amino acids. Lineage: Eukaryota; Viridiplantae; Streptophyta; Magnoliopsida; Ericales; Balsaminaceae. The record is from RefSeq and is a predicted model, not a curated record. Gene Ontology annotation, cellular component: cell wall; apoplast.
CUAUCUAUCUAUCAAGAAGAGAGAAAAAUGGCAAGGCCUCAAGCUUCUAUAUUCAUGGCUAAUUUACUCAUAACAAUUGCAAUCGCAUUACUAUUUUCAGGCAAAGUAAUUGAAGCCAACUUUGCCUCAGACAUGUAUAUCACUUGGGGUGCUCAACAAUCCACCAUGACAAACAAUGGCAACAAUCUUCAACUCGUCCUCACAAAUUAUUCGGGCGCUGGUGUUAGAACAUAUAAAUCUUACCUCUAUGGAUCUUUUCAAGUACUUCUUAAAUUGAUUCCCGGAAAUUCAGCUGGAACCGUCACGACAUAUUAUUUGUCUUCGACCGGCGAUUUUCAUGACGAGAUAGAUUUCGAGUUCUUGGGAAAUGUAUCGGGUCAACCUUACACUAUCCACACAAAUAUAUUUACUCAAGGAAUUGGAAACCGGGAACAACAAUUCAAACCAUGGUUCGACCCAACUGCUGAUUUCCAUAACUACACCAUCCAUUGGAAUCCUAGUGAAGUUGUGUGGUUUGUGGAUAGCAUUCCGAUUCGAGUGUUUAGGAACUACGAGAGUCACAAAAUUGGAUUUCCUAGCUACCAAGGGAUGUGGGUAUACUCUACAUUGUGGAAUGCGGACGAUUGGGCAACUCAGGGUGGUCGAGUGAAAACCGAUUGGACUCAGGCUCCAUUCAUAGCCAGCUACACCGCGUUCAAUGCACCCGCAUGUGUGUGGCUAGGUGCAAUCAGUGUUUGGGAAUGUUCAGCUGUAACGCCUGCAAAUUGGUGGACAUCACCAUCUUAUAGCCAAUUGAGCUAUUCACAAUAUGGUCAGAUGCAAUGGGUGAGGAAUAAUUUCAUGAUUUAUGACUAUUGUAAGGAUUUCACUCGGUUCAAUAACCUAAUGCCUGCUGAGUGUUCUCUGCCUCAAUACUAG